This is a messenger RNA of Branchiostoma floridae (Florida lancelet), 3234 nucleotides long. RefSeq names its product microtubule-actin cross-linking factor 1-like. The record is from RefSeq and is a predicted model, not a curated record. NCBI's taxonomy places the organism in Eukaryota, Metazoa, Chordata, Leptocardii, Amphioxiformes, Branchiostomatidae. Gene Ontology annotation, molecular function: actin lateral binding. The transcript is spliced from 20 exons. The coding region runs from base 288 to 2363 and encodes 691 amino acids. Gene Ontology annotation, biological process: actin filament bundle assembly; synaptic signaling; actin cytoskeleton organization. Gene Ontology annotation, cellular component: actomyosin contractile ring; cell projection; cell junction.
AUCUUUUUUUUGUUUCCUUUCCUUAGGUCAUCACCAAAGACAUUACUGACCAUAGGGCAGCUGUAGAAGACGCAGUAGAAACUGGGAAAUCUCUCCUGACACAAGCUACAGGAGAUGAUGUCCAUGUCAUUCAAGAGAGACUUGACAUCCUGGAGGACCGAUAUGCCAACAUCUCCUCCACGGCCAAUGGCAGGCAGCAGAGAUUGCAGCAAGCUCUCCCACUGGCCAGGAAGUUUAAAGAUGCCACUGAGAAGCUGUCUGAUUGGCUGGACAAGGUUGAGGCUGAUAUGGGUACAGCUGAGGUUGCUGCUGGUUCUGAACAAGAGCUGGAGAGAUUCAGGGUCAUCACCAAAGACAUUACUGACCAUAGGGCAGCUGUAGAAGACGCAGUAGAAACUGGGAACUCUCUCCUGACACAAGCUACAGGAGAUGAUGUCCAUGUCAUUCAAGAGAGACUUGGCAUCCUGGAGGACCGAUAUGCCAACAUCUCCUCCACGGCCAAUGGCAGGCAGCAGAGAUUGCAGCAAGCUCUCCCACUGGCCAGGAAGUUUAAAGAUGCCACUGAGAAGCUGUCUGAUUGGCUGGACAAGGUUGAGGCUGAUAUGGGUACAGCUGAGGUUGCUGCUGGUUCUGAACAAGAGCAGGAGAUAUUCAGGGAAUACAAGAAGCAGGUUGAUGGACACAAGCACCUGGUGGCGAACAUGAACGAGGCUGGAGCCAAAGUGAUGGAGUUGAGUCCCGGGGAAGGGACACGUUCCGUGGAACACAAGAUAGCAAACAUCAACCAGCGAUAUGACUCAGUGAUUGCUGCUGUUCAGCACAGGUUAGAGGUGAUUCAAGCCCAUUGUGCAGACAUCAAGGAUACAACCAACAGGAUGGACAGUGAACUGUCUGCUACACAGGCCAGACUGGAUGCUUUGGAAUUAGAGGAGGAUCAGCAUGCACACAUCGAGCCUUUGCAGACACAGGUGGACACCAGUGGUCUGAUGGCUGAUCUGGAAGCAGUGAAUGAUAGAUGGAACAGCCUAGCAUCAAAGGUGUCUGAGUGGGAGGCUAAGAUGGAGACCUUAUCUGAGUGGCUGUCUGACACAGAAGAACUUGUGACCAACCAGAGACCACCAUCUUCUCAGUUGAAGAUCAUUGAGGCACAACUUCAGGAGCAGAAGCUGCUUAAGAGGCUAGUGGAUGACAAGAAGCCGACGGUCGACUCCCUGAAGCAGGAGGCAAAGCAGCUGUCCAGUAUCGCAGACCCUGGAGACCGCAGGAACAUUCAGCAGCAGCUAACGGACCUGUUCCAGCGCUGGGACGCUCUCACCAUCAACACUGCAGACAGAAAACAGAAACUUGAAGACAUCUUGGAGGCUGCCAAGGAUUUCAAGGAUGCAUUUGACCCCCUGGUGGAGUGGGUUGAGGCCACAGAGAGGAAACUGUCAUCUCAGCAGCCAAUCACCACAGACCCUGCCAAGAUGGAGGCAGACACAACAGAGCAUCAGGUCAUCACCAAAGACAUUACUGACCAUAGGGCAGCUGUAGAAGACGCAGUAGAAACUGGGAAAUCUCUCCUGACACAAGCUACAGGAGAUGAUGUCCAUGUCAUUCAAGAGAGACUUGACAUCCUGGAGGACCGAUAUGCCAACAUCUCCUCCACGGCCAAUGGCAGGCAGCAGAGAUUGCAGCAAGCUCUCCCACUGGCCAGGAAGUUUAAAGAUGCCACUGAGAAGCUGUCUGAUUGGCUGGACAAGGUUGAGGCUGAUAUGGCUACUGCUGAGGAUGCUGCUAUGUCUGAACAAGAGCAGGAGAUAUUCAGGGAAUACAAGAAGCAGGUUGAUGAACACAAGCACCUGGUGGCGAACAUGAACGAGGCUGGAGCCAAAGUGAUGGAGUUGAGUCCCGGGGAAGGGGCACGUUCCGUGGAACACAAGAUAGCAAACAUCAACCAGCGAUAUGACUCAGUGAUUGCUGCUUUGUCUGGCAAGAAUGAGGAUUCUCUGAAUGUGUCAGCCGAGCAAGAGGAAGAGGGCCUCCCACAGACACAAGCACAGCAGCUUCAGGAAGUGAUAGCGCAGCUAAGACGGGAAGUCGAAGACUUACGGAGGCUGCCCGAGUUGCCCAGAAAGCUGGAGGACAUGAGUCAGGAUGAAAUGAGGACAUACGUUGGGAUACUGGUCCGAAAUGUGUUGAGAAGACCCUUUAAAUGGAAAGAAGAGGAAAAACCGCCUUUCUGGCCAUGUGAUAUUCCAUUUUCGUCAAGGAGACCAUCGGGUAAUACAACGAAUUGGAGUGAUAAAAUGCGGAUUGUGAUCAAAGCGGCGUUUACUUACUACGACCAGAAACCAGUCAUUACAAGAGGUAUGAAUAAUUGAAUUGACACAGUGAGAAAGUAUUUCCAAGACUUUCGUUUGAAUCGUGGAUUAAAUGUGCUACAUCCACUGUAUAAACGUGAUGUUAGCUAUGGGUCAGAUGUGCCAGGAAGUUAAUAAAUUCCACUGUCUCUGUAAGUCAUGGCUGGAGUGCCCUGAUGUAUAUGGCCUAUGUUAUACAUGUACCUCACUAUUCUGAUUUUGUCCAGUGAAAUGGUAGCCUGGGUACCAUCCGGAUAGUAGUUCACUCUUAUGUUCGCUUCUGCUAUCAGUGAAGCGACUGUAUAUAGUGUAUUAUGAAUGUCAGAGCUAGAAGCGACUGUAUAUGGUAUAUAAUGAACGUCGGAGCGAACUACUUUCCGGAUGGUACCCAGGCUAGUGAAAUGGUAAUUGGCCCUGGGAGUGAUUCCCCAUGGCCCAUGUUCUGUAUAGUGAUUGGUCAUUAAUGAUGUUGAAGAAGCCGGUCAGUGGUCAUUGUGGUUAGUGUCGGAAGAAAGUUAACUUAAAGCAUUGUACUAUAGUUAUUACCAACACAGAUGAGUUUCCAUGACAAAUGUUAAAAUGUUUGUUUCAACUUGCUCACUGUAUGACGAGUUUAUCAACAGUUCUUGAAUCUUUUAUAGAAUUGCGUAAAUGGCAGAUUGUUAAACCUAUAAUGUAGACCAUUUGUGAAAAGCAAUGUCUUGAUUGUUUGCUGUCUUAAGUCAGGUUUUUCUCUUUUGCAUGCAUUUCUUGGAUGUUUCUUAACUUAAAGAUCAUUAAGAUCCUUGUGGUCGAAUGCUGGGAGAUCUGACCAGUCUAUAAGAGGUCACUAAUGAAUUAUGUAUUUCUACAGUUUCAAAUUGACGAAAUAAAGGCAGUGUGAUUUACACGA